This is a messenger RNA of Cyprinodon variegatus (sheepshead minnow), 1034 nucleotides long. RefSeq names its product cytochrome P450 2A10-like. Gene Ontology annotation, molecular function: heme binding; oxidoreductase activity, acting on paired donors, with incorporation or reduction of molecular oxygen, reduced flavin or flavoprotein as one donor, and incorporation of one atom of oxygen; iron ion binding. Gene Ontology annotation, cellular component: cytoplasm; intracellular membrane-bounded organelle. The annotation marks the transcript as partial. The record is from RefSeq and is a predicted model, not a curated record. The transcript has 6 exons. NCBI's taxonomy places the organism in Eukaryota, Metazoa, Chordata, Actinopteri, Cyprinodontiformes, Cyprinodontidae. Gene Ontology annotation, biological process: xenobiotic metabolic process.
AAACAGCUGUUGGGUUUCUUUCUGUUUUUGCCUCCAGGUGAACCUUUUGACCCCACGAUCCUUCUGAGCCGCACAAUAUCAAACGUAAUCUGCUGCCUGGUGUUUGGCCAGCGCUUCAGUUAUGAAGACAAGCAGUUUCAGAACCUUCUCAGUUCUAUAUCUAAGUUCAUCAGGUUUAACAGCAGCCCCUUGGGUAUGCUGUACAACAUCUUCCCUUCGGUCAUGCACAAACUUCCUGGACCGCAUCAGACUGUCUUCGCUGGGAUUGAUCAGAUCAGAGAUUUCAUCCAGAUCAAAAUCCGGGAGCACAAAGAGACGCUGGAUCCCAGCUCACCGAGAGACUUUAUUGACUGCUUCCUUAUCAGAGCUCAUCAGGAGAAAGAUAAUCCAUCUACUGAGUUCCACUAUGAAAACCUGGUAUCUACGGUGCUGAAUUUGUUUGCAGCAGGAACAGAGACCACCAGCUCCACCAUCAGAUAUGCUCUCAGUGUGCUGAUAAAACACAAGGACAUACAGGAAAAAAUGCAAGAGGAGAUUAACACUGUGAUCGGCAGAGAUCGGUGUCCCAGCAUGGAGGACAGGAAAUCUCUCCCAUUCACUGAUGCCGUCAUUCAUGAGGCUCAGCGUUUUCUGGACCUCGUCCCCUUCAGCAUCCCUCACUACGCUCUUAAGGACGUCUCUUUUAAGGAUUACGUGAUCCCUAAGGGAACUAUCAUUGUACCCUUGCUGCACUCAGUCCUUAAAGAUGAGAAGCAAUGGGCCACUCCCUUCUCCUUCAAUCCUCAGCAUUUUCUAGACCAAAAUGGCAACUUUAAGAAAAACCCAGCAUUCUUUCCAUUUUCUGCAGGUAAAAGAUCCUGUGUCGGAGAAUCUCUGGCUCGUAUGGAGCUCUUUAUCUUCUUGGUGACGCUCCUGCAGGACUUCCGCUUUUCCUGUUCUGGAGGUCCCAACAGUAUUGACCUCAUUCCAGAAUACAGCACCUUUGCCAAUGUGCCUCGUUCUUAUGAUAUAAUUGCAAUACCUCGAUAAAAAAC